Rhodamnia argentea is the source of this 1221-nucleotide messenger RNA. Its product is annotated as protein FAR-RED IMPAIRED RESPONSE 1-like. Gene Ontology annotation, biological process: regulation of DNA-templated transcription. The transcript has a single exon. The record is from RefSeq and is a predicted model, not a curated record. The coding region runs from base 1 to 1221 and encodes 406 amino acids. Gene Ontology annotation, molecular function: zinc ion binding. NCBI's taxonomy places the organism in Eukaryota, Viridiplantae, Streptophyta, Magnoliopsida, Myrtales, Myrtaceae.
AUGGGUAAUAAGGCACCCAAGACUAUUUUCACCGAUCAAGAUCAUGCAAUGGCAAAUGCCAUUAACACUGUUCUUCCGAACACUAAUCAUCGUCUAUGUAUAUGGCAUAUUGGGAAAAAUACUACACAUCAUAUAGCACAUCUUCCGAGAUCGUCGGGCUUUCGUGAUAAGUAUUGGCAUAAGCUUCUAUAUCAAUGUGAAUCCGAACUUGAAAUGGAGAACAUUUGGAAGGCUAUGUGUCACGAGUGGAACUUGGGGGACAACAAGUGGUUGGAUAAUUUGUAUUGGUUACAUCAUAAAUGGUGUCCUACUUUUGGCCGGGUUACUUUUUCUGCGGGUAUUAGAUCAACGCAAAGAAGUGAAAGCACUAAUAGUGUCUUUCAAGAUGUGGCAUGUAAGACCAUAACUUUGUCUGAAUUUGUUAGUCAUUAUGAGAAGCAAGCAGAAAAAAUGCGCAAUGCUGAAGUUACUGAUUAUUUUGAGUGUGCUCGAGGAAGGCCACAAAUUAUGGUUGCAAAUAGUGGAAUAUUGAAACAUGCUGCACAUGUUUACACUCAUGUCAUUUAUAGAAAAUUCCAGGCUGAGUUCUUGCAUGCCAUGUCUAAACAUAUUCCGAGAUCAGAUAUUGAUGGGCCAUCGCACACUUACAUCUUGGGAGCUGAAAUUAGUGAAAGAAAGCAUAUUGUCCAUUUUUUUCCAAGCGAUUCUACCAUUACAUGUAGCUGCAAGUUAUUUGAGAUGCAAGGAUGGUUAUGCAGGCAUGCUUUAUGUAUAUUGACACACGUUGUAAAUGUUACAUGCAUUCCAUCACAAUACAUUUUGAAGAGAUGGACAAAAGCUGCAAAAGACAUUAGUCUUUGUGAUGAUGUUAGGGAAAAUUUUCAUGAUGCGAUGAAGUCAAAGACAUUGCGCUUGAAGAGGUUGAUGCAAUUGUCUUUCAGUGUUAUGAACAUCGGUGCGAAUCAUGAUAUUACGGAGAAGAUGGCAACAUCAAACUUGUUACAUCUCCGCUCCCAUAUUACGAACAAAAUGCAAUCUCUCACAGGUAAAGAUGAUGUUCAUUUCUCGCGGGAAAAUGAUGAAUCUGAAUGUGCAGAAAAUUGUGGGAAUGAAAUACUCGAUCCCCUUCGGAGAAGGCCAAAAGGUGUACCAAAUACUCGGUUGAAGGGCGCUAGUGAGAAGCGAAAGAGAAAAGAAUCUUCAUCAAGAGGAGGGACUUGA